UCCAUCACGAGACUGCACCACAAGUGGACUCUGGUGGAAAUUCCACCAUGCCUACGCAAGCCUCUGUGCACACCUCUUGCUCCAUAAAUUGAGGGGCUGCUGAUGGUCUCAGCACCAGACAGCAAAGAGGCUUCCAAGCUACCCUUGACUGCUCCAGCUCCAGACGCCACUUCUCCAGCAACAUGAAGGUGUUUGUGGUUGCCCUCACCAUCCUCAUUGCUGCCUUCUGCUACCAGACCUCUGCUGCUCCACUUGGCUCCGACCCACCAACCUCCUGCUGCUUCUCCUACGUCUCCCGGCAGCUGCCCCGCAGCUUUGUGAAGGAUUACUAUGAAACCAACAGCCAGUGCUCCCAGCCUGCUGUGGUGUUCAUCACCAGGAAGGGCCGGGAGGUCUGUGCCAACCCCUUGGAGGACUGGGUCCAGCAGUACGUAAAUGAGCUGGAGCUGGACUGAGGUCCUGGACAGAUCCAGCUACUCCGUGUCCCCAGCUGCCGGGAUGGAUGAGCGUGACCAGCUGGGGUUCACUGGAAGUGCUUCAAUGUCAUUUAGAGCUAGCUGAGAAACUGAAAACAUUCCAAAACCCAGUUUAAUGUUGUGCUAUUUAAUUUUUUAUAGGGGAGGGAUCAGGUGCAAUAACUCUGAGAUAAAAAAUAUUUUUAUUUAAUAUGUGUAUAUAUAUUUUUUUUUUUACCUGUACA
This is a messenger RNA of Passer domesticus (house sparrow), 700 nucleotides long. Its product is annotated as C-C motif chemokine 4 homolog. Gene Ontology annotation, molecular function: chemokine activity. NCBI's taxonomy places the organism in Eukaryota, Metazoa, Chordata, Aves, Passeriformes, Passeridae. The record is from RefSeq and is a predicted model, not a curated record. The transcript has 3 exons. Gene Ontology annotation, biological process: immune response; eosinophil chemotaxis. The coding region runs from base 183 to 455 and encodes 90 amino acids. Gene Ontology annotation, cellular component: extracellular region.